AUGGGGUCCGCAUCCGAAUUUGAUCUCAAAAAUAUCCAGGGAGAUAUCUGGCCUGGCUUUACGAAAAGAUAUGAGCAGUUUUUCUUCUUCAAUAUCCAGGAUGCUGCGGCCUUCAGACCCGGACUGCGAGGCCUGGCAGAUGAUGUGAUUACUUCCUCCCACGAUGCCCUGGUCAACCGUGCAGCCAUACACAAGGUGAAGAAACCAGCAUCAAGUGAACCGGGCAUAGUCGGGAACCUUAUAAACCUGACGGGUAGCGUAAUUUCUGCCAUACACGACGCCCUCCCAGCCCAUCAUGAUAUCCCGAGGACUAAAGGACCAACCGACGAUGUGGGCCUGGCCCAGGUUAACAUAUCUUUUACGGUCAGGGGCAUGACCAAGCUGGGCAAAGGGAGGUUCAAAGACGACCCAUUCCUCAAGGGCAUGUUCGCAGAUAUGGUGGGUCAAGGUAGAGAUGAAGCCAAAGACUGGCUUCCCGAGUUCAAAGAUGGCUCUGUUGAUGGGGUGUUGCUGGUGUGUGGUACCGAACACGAAGUCAAGGAAAAAGUAAAAGAGCUGUCCCAGAAGUACCUGGGCCCGAGCCAAGGCGUUCGUCAUCUCUUGACCUUAGAUGGCAAAGAAAGGCCCGGAGACCAAAAGGGACAUGAGCACUUUGGGUUUUUGGACGGCAUUUCGCAGCCACUCAUCAAGGGCCUAGACGAUGAAACCAUAAAACUACCUGGAUCUCGCAAAGUCCCCACUCGUCCUGGAAUCAUCCUAUUCGGACACGACGGCGAGAUGGAAAAUGUUACACAGUUGAUGCAUCCUGAAUGGGCAAAGGACGGCAGCCUUUUUGUUGUUCGCAAGAUGAGACAAUUCGUGCCAGAGUUCAACAGUUUCUUAGAAUCACAGGCUCCACGUCUAAACUUCACUCCAGAGCAGUUGGCGGCUCGACUUCUGGGACGCUGGAAGAGUGGAGCACCUGUUGAACUGUGUCCCGAUGAGGAUAACAAUAAAUAUGCUACGUGGAACGACUUUGACUUCCCCUUGGAUAAUCAGCUCAAUUGCCCAUUUGCAUCACACGUGCGCAAGACCAAGGGUCGAGGUAUGAUGAAUGAUCGGGAUAUAUUUGACAUCAUGCGCCGCGGUAUCUCGUAUGGACCGGAGGUCGGUCCCGAAGAGAAGGAGAACUCCAAGACUGUAUUAGACCGCGGCCUUAUAUUCACCUGUUACCAGUCCAGCCUUUGCAAUGUCUUCCAGUUCAUUAAGAACCGCUGGAUCAAUCCUGAUACGUUUCCGGCCGAUAAGACUGAUUUCACUGAUGGUAUAAACCCUGGACAGGAUGUCAUUGUUGGCCAGUCAGUCAAGGGUGCCGUAGAAGAGGACGACAAACUCCUGUACACGUGCGUCUACGAUGGUAAUAAAGUGCACAAUAAGGUCACCUUUGAACCCUUCGUUCAGUCCAAUGGCGGUGAUUACUUUUUUACCCCAUCUCUGAAGCUUCUUGGUGAUCUUUCCGUGGCUCAAGCCGUUUAG
Messenger RNA from Penicillium brevicompactum, 1515 nucleotides. RefSeq names its product Dyp-type peroxidase. The transcript has 8 exons. Gene Ontology annotation, molecular function: peroxidase activity; heme binding. Bases 1 to 1515 code for a protein of 504 amino acids. Gene Ontology annotation, cellular component: cytosol. The record is from RefSeq and is a predicted model, not a curated record. NCBI's taxonomy places the organism in Eukaryota, Fungi, Ascomycota, Eurotiomycetes, Eurotiales, Aspergillaceae.